Camellia sinensis is the source of this 1210-nucleotide messenger RNA. The record is from RefSeq and is a predicted model, not a curated record. NCBI's taxonomy places the organism in Eukaryota, Viridiplantae, Streptophyta, Magnoliopsida, Ericales, Theaceae.
UUUGAAAUGGUGGGUUGUAUAAUGUAAACUUGUUUUGCACUCUGCAUAUUUUGCAGCAAAACCUCUUUCUUAUGAAUGAAGCUGUAAAAUCCAUUCAUGCAGCCCAGCAGGAAAACUAAGAAAGACUUGUGAAAAUGGCAAGCUAUUUGUGGAGGAAAUAUGCAGAUUAUGUGUACUCAAAGUGGGAAAAAACUAUUCUUUGGGACAUGGUUGACCCAUACAGGAGACCCAAAUCUUUCACUCCUCUUGUCACGAUCUAUAUCCUUGCUUUCUAUACUGGGGUCAUUGGGUCCGCUAUCACAGAGCAACUCUACAAGGUAACCAUUUAAUCUCAAUCUUUUGACAUCAGUUUCAUCGAAUGUGCUAGUGGUGAUGUUAAUCCUCAAUGGCUUAGGUCUUUAAGUACUUUACUGUUAUGGUUAUUUGAAUCUAUAAAAUUAUACUAGAAAUGAUUGAUGAUCUCACUGAUAAAGAAAGCCUUAGAGUCAAUUUGAGACUUACUCUCUCUGAUUGCUACAAGACAGCAUGGGGGACUUUGCAGGUAAGACAAAUGCUAAGUUGAGUUAAGGAGACGAAAAAAUUGCACUCUUUUUUUGGGCUUUUAUUGUUUCUCAUUUUGGAGGCAUGGACAAAAGAAUUGGACGCUCAUAUAUUGCACGAACUCAUUAUACUUGUGUGUGGCAUUAAUGCUCUGAGAGCAGCUGCAUAUUUCUUUAAAUCGCACUGCUCAGCUUUGUUAGCCACUUGCUGUAAAGUAAUCCUUGUAAAACCCGUCUAAAUCUUCUAUGCUUAAAUCGUUAAUUCCAGCUCUAACUUUGGCUGUCUUAUCAUAUUUUCCCUUGAGAUUAUCAUGGAUGACUCAUACUCUGCACUGGCUAUGUUACUUAGAACCCAAAUCGUUCUUCAAAUUAAUCGUUCAACAACACAAUUUUAUGAAGCAAUAUAUGACCCAUUGUUUUAAAUUUUGUCAAUCCAAAACUUCACCUAGAUUUUAGAUUAUUAUAUUUGACAUUUUCUCUAUUAAGAACUUUUAACGAAGUACAAAAAAAUAAAAAAUAAAAUCGCUUAAUUUACUGUGUUGGAAUGAAAGUGUAACAUAUAUCGGAAUGUGCGCUCCAAAACUUUAGGGUGUUAGUGUUUUUUGGGAACAUUGGAUUGGAACAUGGUUUAAUUUGAUUUAGAGCAAGACACAUAGGAAAUCUGUUUCCAU